Messenger RNA from Vitis riparia (riverbank grape), 797 nucleotides. Its product is annotated as protein DMP6-like. Lineage: Eukaryota; Viridiplantae; Streptophyta; Magnoliopsida; Vitales; Vitaceae. The record is from RefSeq and is a predicted model, not a curated record. The coding region runs from base 28 to 663 and encodes 211 amino acids. The transcript has a single exon. Gene Ontology annotation, biological process: endomembrane system organization.
AAGGAAGAAAAUAAAAGGUUCCGGGCCAUGGAGUUUAAGGUUGAAGAUGAGGAAUCUUGGCAUCUCAAUGACCAGAAAGUUACUCUGCUGCAAGAUAUGCCGAGACCACAAACAGGACAGAGAACUCCAACACAAAUGGCCAUUAACCAGACAUUUCAGAGCACAGCCCAUCUAGCUAAUCUUUUACCUACUGGAACGGUUCUCGCUUUCCAAUUUCUAUCACCUGUUCUCACAAACAAAGGUGAGUGUGACCCAGUCAGCCGGUUCAUGACUUCCAGCCUCCUAGCCCUUUGUGGCAUGUCAUGCUUUCUACAGUGCUUCACCGAUAGCUUCAGGGACAAUAAUGGAAAUGUUUACUAUGGGUUUGCCACCUUCCGGGGUUUGUGGAUCAUUGAUGGGUCAGCCACUCUCCCACCUGAACUUGCAGCAGAGUAUCAGUUGAGAUUUAUUGAUUUCAUCCAUGCCUUCAUGUCAAUACUUGUUUUUGCAGCCAUUGCACUGUUUGAUGAGAAUGUGGUGAAUUGUUUCUACCCAACACCAUCUGAUGAAACCAAGGAGCUUCUCACAUCCCUGCCAGUAGGUAUUGGUGUCUUUUGCAGUAUGUUGUUUGUUGUAUUCCCAACCCGACGCCAUGGAAUCGGCUUCCCUCUCUCUACUAAUUAAUAAUUUCUUUGUUUACUUCAUAUAUAUACACCUCCAUUCUUCUCUAAAUGGUAAAACUCUACCCAUUCAAAUCUACAUGUAACUUUUUCCCUUCUAUUCUCUUUGAAGUGCAGAAACAAUAUCAUUCCUCACAA